Messenger RNA from Panicum virgatum (switchgrass), 4902 nucleotides. Its product is annotated as vacuolar protein sorting-associated protein 54, chloroplastic-like. Gene Ontology annotation, molecular function: syntaxin binding. NCBI's taxonomy places the organism in Eukaryota, Viridiplantae, Streptophyta, Magnoliopsida, Poales, Poaceae. Gene Ontology annotation, cellular component: GARP complex. The record is from RefSeq and is a predicted model, not a curated record. Bases 2860 to 4545 code for a protein of 561 amino acids. Gene Ontology annotation, biological process: Golgi to vacuole transport; retrograde transport, endosome to Golgi. The transcript has 11 exons.
UCCUCCACCCCCGUCCUCUCUCCUCUCAUUCUCUGUACUCUCCACAGCUCCCCUACCCCGCAUCAGCCGCUCCUCCUCACCGUGGUGGCGUUAUCCUUGGCGGCGCCGGCGCCGGACAUGGGAUCCUCACGUGGCCCAAAACUGCCGUGCGCUGCCCCGCCCUUGCAUCCCCUCACUCAGCGCCGCCAGAUCUCGCACCAUCUCCUCCCCCGACGACCGGGCUAGGGUUUUGCUCCAGGGCGACACCAUUGUGCGCUGCUCCAGGGCUCGCUCCCCACACGCAUGGCUGCCGCCACCUCGUGGAUCUACCUCUCCGGUGAUCCUCCUCCUCCCUGCUGGCCCUCCUCGUUGCUCGUCGCGGCCUCGCCGGCACCGCAGGUACGACCCCCUUCUCCCCCCCCCCCGCCCCUCGCUGCGGCCUCGCCGGUGCCACAGGUACGAAUCCCCCUUCGCCCGCCCCCAAGACCUCCCGGGUCGCCCUCCUCAUAGCUCGCUGCGGCCUCGUUGGCGCCACAAGUACGAACCCCCUUCGCCCGCUCCCGGAUCCGCAAGUCUCGCUGGCGUGACUUCGCCCAUGCCCACGCUCGUGCUCGCGCCAGGGCGAUGCCAGGGCCUCGGCUGGCCGUCUUGCUGCGGCAGCUGUGGCACUACCUGCCAUGGGUGCCACAGCUCCUCCCCGCUGGUCUCCCCGCCCCGCCAGGCGCUUCCAUCCCCUCCCGGCCGGGCACUCCCCUCCCCGCCGAGCGCUCCUCUCCUGCCCCGGUGUCUGCUCCCGCCGGCCACCGGCCAGGCCAAAGAUUGUCGAACAAGAAAAAGGACAGAAAAUGGCAUAUCAAAACAAGUGAGAAAGCACAAUUGGUUACGCAGAGCUGGUAAUUGGAAAGAUGAUUACAAUAAGAAUAAGAAGGUAUUCAAUAAUUUCUUCUUUACAUUAUUGUUAAUUGUCGUGGCUAUGGUGCCUACACUUUUGCAAUGUCUCCGAGAUUCUUCUUUUCUUUCGCGAUACAUGUUUAUAACUAGUAGUAUAAGUACUUUGAAAGACAAAAACUAGUAAUCAGUAAUUCUUUCAUCCCGUCAUUAUUGUUUGUUUGAUCUGUCGUACGUGUUAUUCCUUGUCGUCUCAGCUUAUGGAAUAUGGCCUAUUCAUCCUCAUUGAGUGAUUGUGAUGUUCAGUUCAGGGAUCACGCAGGGAUUAACUUGAGUAAUAGUUAAGGAGCACUCAUCAGAACCUUCUUCUUGAAUUCUUUGUACUACUAAGAGUGCUAGUGCUGAUCUCUCUGUAAAUAUUCUGUCCUGCUACAAUUGCUUUAUUUGAGCUCAGCUUUAAUUUUCAGAGUUCCGCAGGGAUUAACUUGAGUAAUAGUUAAGGAGCACUCAUCAGAACCUUCUUCUUGAAUUCCUUGUACUGCUAGAGUGCUAGUGCUGAUCUCUCUGUAAAUAUUCUGUCCUGCUACAAUUGCUUUAUUUGAGCUCAGCUUUAAUUUCCAAAGGUCUCAGAUCGAUAAUUGCUACUUGCUACAGUUGCCUGCGUCGAUGCUCAUGCCUUGGGUAGAGUAUGUUACAACAACCGGCUUGCUUAUUCCUGGUACAAUUUUCAUCUCAGAUCUUUUGCAUACUUGUAUGUUACAACUAGUCAACAUAUCAUUGUGUAGUUAACUAGCUUGAUUAUUUUAAUUUAUAGCUCGAUUUACGGAAACAUUAUAUUAUAAGACAUCUCAUAAAUUUUAAAAAUAGAAUAAAAAAGACAAAGCUUAUUAGGGAGUAGAUUGAAUCAACAACAAUAGUUUGCUGGUGUAAAUCAAGCCAGAAUUUUGUUGAGUAGGUUAAGCGAACAAAGCGAAUAAGUGAGGGCAGUAUUUUUUUGGUAGUAGGAUUUUAUUUUUAUUUCAUCUCUAAGUAUAAUACUGUAAAUUUAUACUAACCCAUGAUUGCUAUGGUCAUCGAGCUUAAAUAUUAUACAUUUAAACAACUUCAUAAAGUAAGGAUUUAUUUGAUACUUCUUCAUUGACCCUAGCUUGAAGAAUCAUGGAUUUUACUUAUAUGUUGGUUUUGUUAUAUUUCAACAAAUUUAAGGGUAGAAUUACAGUUUUAUUUUACAUAAAGCUCACUUUUUCUUAGGAAUCAACACGUUCUUUCCGUAUAGAAGCUUUGUGCAGAAGAGAUAAAAUACUUUUCAAUGAAGAAUAACUUCAAACAAAGAGUGAAACAAAACUUUAGUUUUUUCACAUAUGUUUGCUAGAAUCUAAACUAUUGUUUUAUCUUUGUCUCCAGACUCAAAUUUAACGAAUAAAAAUGUAUCAACACUUCUCUCUCCAUUCUUGGUGACCCAAGGCCUCAAUCUUCUACUACUUUUAAAAGAUCAACAAUAUUAUUGGAUUUAUUUUUAUUGUUGUCUAAUUUAUUACUAUAUAUUUAAAAAUAUGAAGAGAGAAUGAACCGUGGCCUCCUAGCGUUCGUUUAAAAUGACAAACAAUUAAUUUGAAUGUAGUCCAAAUUAAAAAAUAAUGAUAACAACAAAAGUACCAUAAAGUUUUAGAUUUAUGCAAACAUUUAACUUUAAUUAUAAGAAAGAUUUCUAUAAAUUCAAGUUAAAAUGGGUUCUUAAUAAUCCAAAUAAUACGAUCAAUCAAGUUGUUAAAUUUUGUCAAACAAGAAGGAUGAAGAGCAAUCGGGGGUAGAAAGAAAACCCGGGAGACAAAAAGCAUGGACGCUUGCUGGCUCCCUCUCUUCUCCCCUUCCUCGAGGCACCACCAGAUCUGACAUCCCACCCGAGCUUGCCUUCGCUGCCGCUGCGCCUCCCAGAUCUCGAUCUCCUCAUGACUCCUCCCAUCCGCUGACGCCACCACCACCGCCACCGCGAUGGCGUCGCGCCCGCCCCUCCGCACCGCCUCCGUCUCCUCCUCCACCGACUCCCCCACCUCCGCUGGGCCCCCCGGCGGCGUCCCGCAGUCCAUCACCGCGCUCCUCAACAACCCGCUCCCUUCCGCCGCCGCCGCCUCCUACUCCUGGCUGCCCUGGCCGCCCCCCAACAUCGCUCUCCCCAAAGCAGCUCCCACGCCGCCAUCGCACCCCUGCGAGGUCACCGGCGCCGACUUCGCGCCCUACCUUGCCGCAGUCUCCGACCCCUACGCUCGCUUCGCCGACAUCCGCCUCCACGCCACCGCCGAGCUCGCCGCCUCCUCGGACGCCGAGGGCGCCCCUGCUGCCUCCUCCGUCCGCGAGGUGCCCGCGCUCUUCUUCAAGGAGGACUUCGCGCUCGAGGACGGGCCCACGUUCCAGGCAGCCUGCCCGCUCGACGACGACGGGCUGCAGGAGCGCCUCGGACAGCAUCUCGACGUUGUGGAGGCGCACCUCGUGCGGGAGAUCGCGCUGCGGUUUGAGUCCUUCUACGAGGCGCAGGGCCGGCUGCGGGGGCUCGACGGCGAGAUUGUUACGGCAGUAGGGAGGAUUCGCGAGCUCAGGGAGGUGGUCCGGGUGCUCACGAGGGAUCUUGUUGUGGCAGCAAGGCAGGUGCAGGAGCUCAAUGCCACGCGUGGGAACCUUGUGGAACUGCAGCAGAAGCUUACUGUCAUCCUCUACGUCAGCCAGGCGCUUGCUGCGCUCAAGUUGCUUGUUGUAGCAGCAGAUUGUGCUGGUGCCCUUGAUGUCAUCGAUGAUUUGCAAAAUUUACUAGAUACUGAUGAACUUGCUGGGCUUUACUGCUUUCGCCAUAUUCAAGAUCAGCUGGGAACGUCACUAGAUUCAGUGAACAGCAUUCUUUCAGCAGAACUUGUGCAUGCUGCUGUUCCCGAUGGAAAAGCUGUAGAUGCUAUGAUUUUAUCAAAUGUGAAAAGAAAGGCUUCCAGCCCAUUGAAUGGGACAGAACAUGAGAUUUGUGGUAACAUAGAUGAGGAAGGAAGUUUUACUCUCAGAGAUCGUCUCCUCCCCCUCAUUAUUUGCCUGUUGAGAACGGACAAACUUCCUGCGUUUCUCAGAAUCUACCAGGAUACACUUAUUACUGUUAUGAAAGCUUCAAUCAAGGCCACAGUUGCAGAGUUGCUUCAAGUUUUAACUGCCAGACCAAUAGAUUCUGAUUCAGUAACUGGAGACAGGGCUGCUGAUGCUGACGCUGGAGGCCAGUCCUUAGCAAAUAAGUUGCGAAGUCUGUCAUCUGAAGGGUUUGUUCAACUUUUGUCCGCCAUUUUUAGGAUAAUACAGGUACAUUUACAGCAAGCAGCUAAAGUGAAAAGAAUAGUUGAGUGGAUCAUGGGGAACCUUGAUGGAACCUUAAGUGUUGAUGCUAGCAAUCCUACAGCACAACAUGGUGGUUCAGUUGUUUCUGCUAUUUCCCAAGAGAAUGGCUACAAUAUUUCUUCACGGAUCUCUAGUACUCUUACAUGGAGUACUUCCAAAGUCCCAUUUGUCCAAGGAAAAGCAAAUGAUUUGUCCAUCAUAAAUUCAAUAAAGAAUGUCUGGUUCUCAAGGGGAAGGUUGGCCGGAUCUAGGCCGAGAAGGAUGCUUCUUUGUACACGAUCCAUGCUAAAGAUGCUGGGGUUGGAGAGUUGAGGGAUGAAUUGAAGAAGCUCCACGGUUCCAUGGCUGAUCUGCGUACUCUCUGCAGUGAUCUUGAGGGGAAGUCUUCCUCCCUGCAAGAUGAGAGGGAUUCAGUUCUGAAAGCACUCGAAAAGCAGAAAACCGAGGCAGACGAGCUGAGGUUGACUCUUAGGGAGCUUCAUGUCUGUAAGGGUGUGUAUAUAUAUGUAGAGGUGCAUGUGUGAUUGCACUGAAUAGACAUGAGUCUGUGUAUAUACAAGUCAGUUUCUUAUUUGAUUGCACAGCCCUUUUAUUUGGUUAAAUCAUAAUUUGCAUGUUUAUUUCAUUGAGGAAGAAAUUUCUUCAAAUACAUGAAAUUUUGCAACUGAA